AGCUGGCAGUCACAGCUGAGCAAGUUGCCUGGCUAAUAAAUGUGAUAAGAGCAUCAUCAGCAAAGAGUUGUCAAGAUGGGGAACUGUUGUGAAGGCGUAGAAAGAUUUUUUGGCCGGCAUAAGAAUACCAAUAUUCGUAUUAGUCUUCCAGCCGUCUGCUUCGUCUGGCAGAUUGCUAUGAUUAUACUGUUUGGAGUUUUCAUCCGGUAUGAUAAGGAGUCAGACGUGCGAAAAUGGAUAGAGUACAAAAAAAGUCACAACAUCACCAGCGAUUCUGAAAAUGACUUCUACUUCAGAUAUCCCAGCUUUCAGGACGUCCAUGUCAUGAUCUUUGUUGGAUUUGGUUUCCUCAUGACCUUCCUGAAACGCUACAGCUUCAGUGGUGUGGGUUUCAACUUCCUGAUCGCUGCCUUUGGUCUGCAGUGGGCUCUUCUCAUGCAAGGCUGGUUCCACACGCUCGACCCCAACGACGGGAAAAUCUAUAUCGGAGUGGAAAAUCUGAUUAAUGCUGACUUCUGCGUUGCCGGCUCUCUGAUUGCCUACGGUGCCCUCUUGGGAAAAGUAAGCCCUGUCCAGCUGAUGGUUGUCACAUUAUUUGGCGUCACGCUAUUUGCUGUGGAGGAAUACAUCAUCCUCGAACUCCUUCAUUGCAGAGAUGCUGGUGGCUCCAUGGUCAUUCACGCCUUUGGAGGGUACUAUGGUUUGGCCAUCUCCUGGGUCCUCUACCGACCAAACCUACACCAAAGCAAACGCCUCAUGGGAUCGGUCUACCACUCUGAUAUCUUUGCCAUGAUAGGUACACUGUUUCUGUGGAUGUUCUGGCCCAGUUUCAACUCGGCCAUCACAAACCACGGCGACGGACAGCACAGAGCAGUCAUCAACACUUACCUCGCCCUCGCUUCCUCUGUUCUCACUGCAGUGGCCAUCUCCAGCAUGUCUCAGAAAAAAGGAAAACUGGACAUGGUGCAUAUCCAGAAUGCUACUCUGGCAGGUGGUGUUGCCAUGGGAACAGCAGCAGAGUUCAUGAUCAGUCCUUAUGGUUCACUAAUUGUGGGUUUCUGCUGUGGCAUCAUCUCCACCUUUGGCUACUUGUUUGUCACGCCCUUUUUGGAGAAAUACCUCAAGCUCCAGGAUACAUGUGGUAUCCACAACCUCCAUGCUGUGCCAGGGAUGCUCGGGGGAUUUUUAGGUGCCAUUGUUGCUGCAGCUGCCAGUGUAGAGGUCUAUGGCCAAGAGGGGUUGAUCCAGACAUUUGGCUUUGAAGGGAAGUAUGCAACCAGAUCUGUAUUAACCCAGGGAGGCUUCCAGGCUGCUGGCACAUGUGUGGCUAUUGCAUUUGGACUUGUUGGAGGAUCAAUUGUUGGUUUCAUUCUAAAGUUCCCCAUUUGGGGUGACCCUGCUGAUGACAAUUGCUUUGAUGAUGAAGUUUACUGGGAGGUUCCUGAGGAUGAGGAGACGCUCCCUCCUGUUUUGGAGUACAACAACCACAUGAUACACAAGCACCAAGACAUAUCCGAGUCAAACUUCUCUGUGGAGCAAAGUUAAAGGUCAACACCCUCAUAUCACUUAGAACUUAAUAUGAAUUCAUGAAGCAGAAAUUCUUAAAUUCAGUUUUACAAGAAAGGAACAAUAUUUUUGACACACACCACUGCCACUCUUGUCUUGCAUCAUUUAAACAUUUGUCUUACACCUUUGCCAGUGAUUGUAAGCUUAAUUAUGACAAUGGAGACCAGAUUUCUCAUUGAUGGAAAAGUUAUCCUCAAUCAAAACUGAUAUUAUUUUUGGAAGGACAUCUUAAACUAUAUUUGCUUUCUCUUUCAUUUUGGUUAAAAUGUUAGAUUAUGAUAGAUGCGUAAUGAUAUCAUGAGAAGUCAAAGAUUCUUUGUUUAUGUUGUGUUAGCUCUGUAAGAACUGUGAAAAGUUUGGAGAUCAUUUACUGUGCAUCUUUUAUCUUUAAGGACCAUAGAAAGCUCUGACUUAUAUAAUGUAUUAUUACAUUUUCAUUGAAAAUGUUUGCCAUUUUAUUUGUUAUAAAUGAAAAGUCUGUUAAUGUACAGUUUAUUUAGUUGUGCAUGCAAUUAACAAGGCAUUAAGUGAAUAAUCAAUGUGUUUUGUGCAGACAAAUUAAGCAAUAGUAAGAGUUGUAUGUCUUAUUUAGUUAUUUUUUUCAAAUAACGUAUGGGUCUUUGUAAGCUGCAUGUAUGUACUUUAACCCCAUUAUUUGUUUGGAAGUUUUGAGUUACUACUAUAACUAUGAUGCAAUGUCCAAUGAUUGGUUUGCUAUAGUGUUGAA
This is a messenger RNA of Etheostoma cragini (Arkansas darter), 2293 nucleotides long. RefSeq names its product Rh family, C glycoprotein a (gene rhcga). Gene Ontology annotation, cellular component: plasma membrane. The transcript has 11 exons. Gene Ontology annotation, molecular function: ammonium channel activity. Bases 76 to 1545 code for a protein of 489 amino acids. Gene Ontology annotation, biological process: ammonium transmembrane transport; ammonium homeostasis. The record is from RefSeq and is a predicted model, not a curated record. NCBI's taxonomy places the organism in Eukaryota, Metazoa, Chordata, Actinopteri, Perciformes, Percidae.